AUGGCACAGGACCUGAACCUGAAGCCCAUGACUGGCGCUCGGAUACGGAAAGUACCUAGUACUCCGGCCAGUUGCAGUGGAAGGAUCUCACUCGCUGUAACCUCGAAGUUUCUCGCGGCUAAGCACAGGCCUCAGAGCCUCGUGAGAAGCGAAAGCCAUGAUCGUGUAUUUGCACAUGCCGACUGGAAGAUCGUUGUCAUCCACCGACAGCGCCGGCAGUCAAGAGGGCGCCUCCUUCGAACCUCCCGCGUACUGUCAAAGAGACCUACGUCCGAGCCGGCCACCGUGGCCUUGCAUCAUGAUUUCCCAUCAUGUCUUAGCGGAGCAACAACCAGAAGAACAGUACAUCUCCGUGUCGUGGUCCUCGCCGCGCCACCAUUCCUGUGGAGUACUUCCGCCAGCUUCCAGAAGGAGGACUCCAGGGAUGGCUCGAACGAGUGCUCCAGCACGGGAAGCCUCACGAAUGCCGGUCCCAGUAGCGAUGUGCAGUUUUGGAACAGUACACAACGGCUGGCGGAAGAAUACCGUACCGAAGGUGUUGCUUAUUCCUGA
Neurospora crassa OR74A is the source of this 552-nucleotide messenger RNA. RefSeq lists its product as hypothetical. Lineage: Eukaryota; Fungi; Ascomycota; Sordariomycetes; Sordariales; Sordariaceae. Bases 1 to 552 code for a protein of 183 amino acids. The transcript is spliced from 4 exons. The record is from RefSeq and is a predicted model, not a curated record.